Messenger RNA from Lotus japonicus, 1396 nucleotides. RefSeq names its product protein MAIN-LIKE 1-like. The coding region runs from base 1 to 1341 and encodes 446 amino acids. The record is from RefSeq and is a predicted model, not a curated record. NCBI's taxonomy places the organism in Eukaryota, Viridiplantae, Streptophyta, Magnoliopsida, Fabales, Fabaceae. Gene Ontology annotation, biological process: meristem maintenance; meristem development. The transcript is spliced from 3 exons.
AUGCUUGGGAAUGAUAAGGAGAAUCAUAAGGAUGUGUUAAAAUGCUUUUCGACUUAUGUAAAGGGAAGGGUUGUGGCUGCUGGUCUAUUGCCUUUGUUGACAUGCAACCUUCCCUCUAUUGACAAGACCAUGCUAACAGUGUUUGUGGAGAGAUGGAAGCCGAAGACAUCCUCUUUCCAUAUGCUAUUUGGGGAGAUGACCAUCACACUGGAUGACGUUAGUUGUUUGCUACACAUUCCAGUGAAGGGCAAAUUCUUCACUCUCCCAUCCCUGACUCGUGAGGAAGCAGCCAUUGUAUUGCAUAAACAGUUUGGUGUUACACAAGCAGCUGCUGAAGAGGAGAUUCGGAAGUCAUUAGGAUCUUAUGCUCGUUAUACAUGGUUGUUGAAGGUGGCUGAAGACAUGGCUAAGGAAGGGAAGACCAAGAAAGCUGCUAGAGCCUUCUUGAUGCGUUUGGUGGGGAUGACGAUCUUCUGUGGGAAGACAAACAACAAGGUGGAUGUUGCAUAUUUGAGGAUGUUCAUGGACUUGGAAAAUGUUAGGGAGUAUGCAUGGGGCGUCAUGGCAUUGACUUUCCUUUAUAACCAGCUGAAGGACGCCACCAAGGUCUGCACCACUAGUCUUGGAGGAUACUUAAAUCAGUUUCAGGCAUGGAUAUUUGAGCACUUCCCUGCUUCAUUGUUUGAUAGAAACCUGAACAGGAAAUAUAGUGAGAAAGACCCGCGAGCUUGCAAAUGGGUCACCAAGGGGGGGACUGUGGACCUGCAUGCGAAGAGGCUAAUCCUAGAUGACCUUAGGGAUAACAAUGUUAUAUGGACUCCAUAUGACAGGCAUAGAGUGGAUUGGCCAUUUCAGCAGGAGUGUCUUUACAGUGGGUGGAUUCGGCAUUCAGGCAUCAUCCGGCCAUAUCUGCCAGAGCGUGUAUUGAGGCAGUUCCAUAUGCUCCAGGAUCAACCUAAUUUACCACCGGCAAAUAUUCCCCCUGUUGAGGAUAUUGAUGAGAGGUUUGAGAACAUGGCUCUGUGCGUGGCUGCACAACAUACUGACACUCCAAUGACAACGCCCGAGUGGUACAAGUCAAUCUCACACCGCUUUGUGGUCCCUCCUGAAACAAGAGGUCCUGUGGCAGUAACUCUUGUGGAUGUUCUCGAACAAUUACGGGAGUUGAGUGAUAUCAUAGUUGACCCCAGUGAGACCCCUCAGCGGAUCCUCGAGACAAACCAGCGUAUGCGGGAUAUCAUAAUGCAGCACUUGGAGUAUGGAGGUGACGAUGAUGACAGUGGCAGUGGCAAUGAAGUUGCACCUCAUGGUGGUGGUGGCCCUGACAAAAAGAAGAAAUGAAAAACAUCUACCUCGAAGACUAGUUAGGUCUAGUGUUUUAGGAUUAAUUUAUGGA